Messenger RNA from Penicillium concentricum, 858 nucleotides. RefSeq lists its product as uncharacterized. The transcript has 2 exons. The record is from RefSeq and is a predicted model, not a curated record. The coding region runs from base 1 to 858 and encodes 285 amino acids. NCBI's taxonomy places the organism in Eukaryota, Fungi, Ascomycota, Eurotiomycetes, Eurotiales, Aspergillaceae.
AUGGAAGCCAAAGAACAAGCUUUGCGUGAUCAUCCAGAUGAUGACUUUAAAUAUGGUAUCGGUCGAUUCUGGAAAAUUCUCCCAACACGCCCUUACAUGAACGCUCGUCUUGAUUACAGGGCUGCUCUGACAUUCGUCAGACAUGUCGAAUCAGUUCACGUGCAGCUAGAUACCCUCAUAGAGGACCUGCGACUUUGCCGCGGCGACAGCAUUGGGUCCAAAGAUAUCGAUCAGGAAUGCUACGAUUUCUUGAAAUGGUGGGCAACAAUCUCCAACAAUCCCCAGUACGAUUGGGGCGAUGAAACUCUGCCAUAUCUGGACACCAAAAAUGCCAAUCCACUUGAGCUGAUCGACCCUUUUCUCAGUGAAACUUCAUCUGAGCCGUUCUUCAUGUUCCUUCAUCACAAACCACAUCUCGCGCACACCGUUGCACUGACUCUCGUCAAAGUCAAGCUGUAUUUCAUCCUGCUCGCCACCCACGGAUCCAAUGGAGCUUAUGAAAUGGCAACAGAAAAGAACCGCAAGAUCAUUGAUGAGAUGAUAGAACUCAAGAAUUCGACAAUCGCUAAAAAUCUCCACGUCGCCAAUCUGACAUCUCUCGAAGCCCAACCUGAAAUUGAGAAGGUUAAGGCUCAGAUUCGCAAAUUUUACGAGAUUGUCAACAAAGCGAACCCGUACUUUUGGCCGGAGCUUAUUGACCCUGAUAAUACCUUGAAUUCUGCCCCUUCGUUCUCCGCGCCUGGAAGUAGGCAGGAGAUGCAAGCGGCUAUUAUGCAGACCUGGCAAGCGUGGAAUGAGACCUUUGGCGCGAUUCAUAUCAUUCAUGCGAUAGCCAACGGCAAUGAAUUCUCAUUCUAA